Pelagomonas calceolata is the source of this 1322-nucleotide messenger RNA. Lineage: Eukaryota; Pelagophyceae; Pelagomonadales; Pelagomonadaceae. The record is from the annotation of a GenBank genome assembly.
AUGGCCGCGAGACCCUGGAUGGACGACGGCGCGAGCCAGCACUGCCUGCUCUGCCACCAGGCUUUUAGCUUUACGAACCGGAGGCACCACUGCCGGAGCUGCGCGCGCUUGGUCUGCGGCGCCUGCUCGAGCCGGAGCAUGCGUUUGGAGAGCAUCCAGCGGCCCUCGUCCUCAAUACGAAAUGUAGGGACCCAGCUGGCCAAGACGACGCUGGCCACGGCCGCCUCGAUGCUCACCACCACUACAAAUGAAUCGGAGCGCGUCUGCGACGACUGCUGGGCGCGGCUCGGCCGCGGCCGGAGCGCGACGCCGCCGCCUCCAUCACAUCACGCCGACGAUGAUGUAGCGUAUGAUGCUGAAUUGAUGGAUGUGGCCGCCGACGGUAUCAGAAACAUAGCUCUGGAAGUACGGGCGCCCGACGGCCGCGUGCUCAGCGACGGGAAUUCGUUCAGUAUGACAUUGCCAUCAUCAACGCGCGUCGCGGGCGCCUACGUCAUUGUUACGGCUCGUGAUAAGUCCAAGUCGUCGGCAGUGAGGGACGACGUCGUGGGAAGAGGUCGCGUCUUCCUCGAAGAAGGCCAACGACAUAUCCAGUUGCUGCGCGACGGUGGUGUUAAGGGCACCGUACUGGUCAAAGCGACGCGGUCCUCGGCGAAGAAACCUCUACAAGUCGCGACGAUACCACCUCAACGUCGAAACACAUGUGGCCCGUGGCUUUAUCAGAGUUGUACCCGCCCGGGACCACGGUGCACGACGCCUGUUUUGAGCACAUUAAUGGUACCAUAGUGCCCGCGUCAGAACAAGCUCUGGACGCCUUUGCCGACGUGGACAGAGGGUGCCUCAUAGUCACGUCGCACCGUUUUUUGCACGUGGCUCAUACGUUAGAUGUUAUUAGUGUGCCGCACGCGUCCAUCUUAAAUGUGGAGGUCGUCCAGCGCGACGACGCGUUGGUGCUGGUGCUGACGACGCGGUCCUAUAAAUCAAUAACGUUCUCGUCGGCAGCGCCACCAAUCGCGACUGGAGCUGGUGCCGCUCCGAGUGGCAGUGGCGCGUCGGCGAGGACCGCUUCUAUGCGAGGCCGGAGGCUGUUGUGAUCUGCGUGGAAAUCAAAUUUUGGACGCCCCACGCCAUCGAUGCGAUGUUGUCUCCGUAGUAACCUAGCUCACUGGUUGAUUUUCACACAGGUUGUGACGGCGGAUCACGACGAUAAUGACGAUGAAGAUGAGGACACGGAGCUGCUCUCGAGGCUCGGCCUGAAUGAUCUCGACGACCGCGCAUUGAGACGGAAUCGGCUGAAGCGCUUCAUCGAACCUCAGAAGGAG